GAGUGGGGAGAGCAGCACAAGAAGAAGAAGAGGAUAAGCGGGUUCGGCACGGUAUUUUUCUUCUCAGUCUCAUCUGUUUGGUUGCCGAGAAAACGAAAGGAAUUCAUGGCUUACCAACUAAUCCGUGAAUGGACUGGGAUUCAGCAAUUCCCUCUUGCUACUCGGACCAAACUGAUUGAAUUGUUGGGAAAACUAAAGCAGGAGAAUGUGAAUACAUUGACAAUCCUUGUGAUGGGAAAAGGUGGUGUUGGAAAAUCUUCAACUGUAAACUCAAUAUUAGGGGAAAGAGCUGUUACUGUCAAUGCUUUUCAGUCAGAAGGACCAAGACCUGUGAUGGUUUCGCGCUCUCAAGCAGGAUUUACAUUGAACAUCAUCGACACACCAGGGCUGGUAGAAGGGGGAUAUGUCAAUGAUCAGGCAGUUGAGAUCAUAAAACGAUUCCUUUUAGACAAAACCAUAGAUGUUCUACUGUACGUGGACCGUUUGGAUGUGUAUAGGACAGAUAACUUAGAUAAGCAAGUAGUCAAAGCUAUAACAGAUAGUUUUGGUAAACAAAUAUGGCGAAGAGGUGUAGUUGUCCUCACACAUGGUCAGCUCUCUCCACCAGAUGGAUUAAAUUAUGAAGACUUCUUCUCUAGAAGGUCAGAGGCUCUUAUGAGAGUCAUUCGUCUGGGAGCUGGGAUAAGGAAACAGGAUCUCCAGGAUUUUGCCAUCCCUGUUAUUCCGGUUGAGAAUAGUGGAAGAUGUAAUAAGAAUGAAACUGAUGAAAAGAUUCUCCCAAAUGGGACUGCUUGGAUCCCCAAUUUAGUCAAGACAAUCAUAGAUCUAGUCUCAAAUGGAAGCAACGCGAUUCUGGUUGACAAGAAGUUGAUUGAAGGACCUAACCCGAACAAGAGAGGAAAAUUCCUGAUUCCUCUCAUUGUGGCAUUCCAAUACCUUGUUGUAAAACAAAUUCAACGCACAAUCAAGGAUGAUAUCAAAAAGGAGCCUAAAGCUCCAUGGGAGUUGCGGUCAGCCAAUCUCAAGUUCUGAUUUGGCUACAACCCUCAACCAUGGUGAAAUUUCUUCCAAGUCUUCGGCAAAUGCUGCAGCUCUUCCCAGCCCAUCAGGUUCGUGUACUUGUCGUUAUUAGUUACCGUUAGGCACUGGUUAUUGGAGUCAGUGAGAGAAGUAAUCACCGGAACUUGAAAUUUUCUUCUGAGAUAAGCGGGUUUUUUUUUUUUUUUUUGUUUUUUGAUAAUCAAGACCAGUUAAUAUUUGCAUUUGGAUAAUUGAUCUUUGCUUGGUUUACCUAGUAUUUGAUAGGUGGAAAAUGAACCCACAAUGGAACUUGAAUCUGAACUAUUUUAUGAGGCUUCAUUGCCCUUUUUCAUUUCCUUUA
Molecule: messenger RNA, 1381 nt
Organism: Vitis riparia (riverbank grape)
Lineage: Eukaryota; Viridiplantae; Streptophyta; Magnoliopsida; Vitales; Vitaceae
Product: translocase of chloroplast 34, chloroplastic-like
Exons: 8
Coding region: 106-1032 (308 amino acids)
Biological process (GO): intracellular protein transport
Cellular component (GO): chloroplast outer membrane
Molecular function (GO): protein-transporting ATPase activity; GTP binding
Source: RefSeq, a predicted model, not a curated record